AUCCGUGUACAUGCACACCCGGGACAGUAGGAGGCGCUGUACGACCUCCUGGUAAUCUCCUGUUAGGCGGAGAAGAAGAGAAAGAAGCUUUGUAUAAUCCCGCAGUAUUCUUCAGUUGACAGAAGACAUCUUUUAACCGUAGCAGAUAAACAUGUCGGGGCUCCUGAGGACCAUGGCCAGCCGUGCUGCUCCUGUGCUGCGGGGACACACAAUCACUCAGAGGGCAAAUCUCUACGCUGGCCCGGCCAAGGAAAAGAUCGGCACAGUUGAAACCAUCAUCGGGCUGAGCAUGUUCUCCCUGGCCAUUCUGGGACCAUCUGGGUGGAUCCUGGCCCACUUGGAGGACUACAAGAAGAAAGAAUAAUUUUAACAGUGUCACACCUCAUGCACCCAUGUCUCCUGUGUUCGUUGACAACCUGGGACCAUCAUCAUCAUCAUCAUCAUCAUGUUCUGCUGCAGAGAAGAAUAUGGAGCAAGUUUUACGUUCACUCUUCUACCUCUCCGACAGUUUCACUCCACAUCCCACAUAGAAACAACAUUUCCAAACAUAGACUCUUAAUGCAUUGACAUUUGCGUUGUAGAUCUUCUCUCUUAAACAGUAUGUUACAAGAUUAAAUUUUAAAUACAACUA
Molecule: messenger RNA, 631 nt
Organism: Etheostoma spectabile (orangethroat darter)
Lineage: Eukaryota; Metazoa; Chordata; Actinopteri; Perciformes; Percidae
Gene: cox8a
Product: cytochrome c oxidase subunit 8A
Exons: 2
Coding region: 152-364 (70 amino acids)
Biological process (GO): mitochondrial electron transport, cytochrome c to oxygen
Cellular component (GO): respiratory chain complex IV; mitochondrion
Source: RefSeq, a predicted model, not a curated record